Molecule: messenger RNA, 828 nt
Organism: Zingiber officinale
Lineage: Eukaryota; Viridiplantae; Streptophyta; Magnoliopsida; Zingiberales; Zingiberaceae
Exons: 1
Coding region: 154-411 (85 amino acids)
Source: RefSeq, a predicted model, not a curated record
UUCUCCUUCCAACUGUAUUCUAACAGCCCCUCUUUAUAAACAUUUCCCACCUCCCUCAUUCUCCUUCCAACUGUAUUCUAACAGCCCCUCUCUUUAUAAACAUUCACCACAAACUUACUCGCAAUUAAUAAUUAGGCUUUGGAGGGAGGGAGAAUGGAGUCCGUGGCAGCAAAGCCAAACAGCGCCGACUUGUUCACCAACGGCGGCGGUGGCGGCGGCGGGGGGCACUUCCAGAUGCCGGUACACUACCCUCGCUACAGCAAGGACGACUACGAGGCCAUGCCGGAGUGGAAGCUAGACCGCUUGCUGGCCCAGUAUGGGCUUCCAGUCGCCGGCGACCUUGCCGACAAGAGGGGCUUUGCCAUCGGUGCCUUCCUCUGGACCUCAUCCUCCAUCGCCGGCGGUGACUGAUGCUUUGAAUUGAGGUGACCCAUUCAACAGUUGACUGUGUGCUGCUAUAUAUAAAGAAGGCGAUAUUAUGUGAUAGGUUUAUGAUUAAUUACAUGGUUUAUUGAGAUCGAGUGAAACAAUUACUUCUUCAUUCAUUAUUUAAACACCACAUUUUGAUAUUAUUGUAGCAUCUUGACAAUGAUAUCUUAGUUUUAGAUCAUUGAUGUAGACUAAGUUCAUGGCAACAGAUCGUUUAACUAAAAAAAAGCAUUUAGAUUCAAACAAUUGGAGCUACAAAAUUAAGCCUCCACAGUAGAUGAAUAACAAUGUUCAGUCUAAAAAUAGAGCCAUCAACUCUUUACCAUUCAAAUAGAGCAAAAAUAUAACAAGGAAGCAUCGCGUACUUCGCCCAGUAACUGAAAAAAAAAAUGCUCAAAA